Messenger RNA from Panonychus citri (citrus red mite), 1057 nucleotides. Its product is annotated as BTB/POZ domain-containing adapter for CUL3-mediated RhoA degradation protein 2-like. The coding region runs from base 135 to 887 and encodes 250 amino acids. The transcript has 3 exons. Gene Ontology annotation, molecular function: protein binding. The record is from RefSeq and is a predicted model, not a curated record. Gene Ontology annotation, biological process: protein homooligomerization. NCBI's taxonomy places the organism in Eukaryota, Metazoa, Arthropoda, Arachnida, Trombidiformes, Tetranychidae.
UUCUUUUGAUGGGGUGGAUUCGUUUCUGGUUAUUUAUUACUAGUUUUUAAGUUUCGCUUAUCAUUAUCCAAUUAACAUCAUAAGCUGUUUACUUUCUUGUGCUUGCAGUAAAAAUCAUCUAAAAUUGUUCGAAGAUGAGUGAAUCCAACGAUAAAAGUGAAUCAGAACUUUCAAAUGAAACUUUUACUCCAGUUGAAAACGAACAAAGUGAAUUUGUGAAGCUGAAUGUUGGUGGAUACUUAUUUCAAACAACAAUCGCUACACUCACGAAAGUCGAUUGUAUGUUCAAAGGGAUGUUUUCAGAAGGAUUCGAGGCUAAAAAGGAUCCAGAAGGCUGGAUACUUAUUGAUAGGGAUGGAAAACAUUUUGGAAAAAUUUUGCAAUUUCUUCGAAACAUGAAAGUUACUUUACCAGAUAAUGUCGAAGAAAUUCGGGAACUUUUAACUGAAGCUAUUUACUAUUCGAUUGAAAAGUUAACUGUUUUAUGUGAAUCAGAGUUGCGAAUAUGCAAAGAGAAAAAAUGUGUAUUAAUUACAUCAAGUAAUGAAACCUCUAUGUUUAUCAUUCGAAACUCGUUCAAACCUGUCGUUAAAUUGUACAUUUCUCAAACCAACCUGUUGAAUAAAUGCAAUACAUUGACGGCGAUAACAAAUCUGUAUAGAAAUGUUGACCUUUUUGAUAAAUUGUGCAGCAAUACAGAUGGUCGAAUCGUUUAUAUCAAGAAUUUGGCUAAAGAUGAUACACGAUGUUAUUGGACAUUCUAUGAGCAUCACGGUAAACAGGUUGGCUUUAUUGAUUGCAUUUUUAACACUCUACCCCAAAUUACGGUGAGCUUCUCAGAGGGUCAAAUAUACGAAAAAGUUUUGCAAUUACUUGUAAAUGAUUAAAACAAUGGACUCUAAUUAUUUGCUUGAUUUUGAUUUUGUUUUGACCUUACUUGCAUUAAAUAAAUAUACUGUCCCGAACAGAUCAAAAUCCUUGGUGUCAAUUCUUACUCGUCAUUCACCUUCUUAACUGCUGAGAGCACAAUCGAAUCUUUAACAACCGAGCAGUCAUA